ACUCAUUGGCCAGGAGCGCCCGGGCUGACACUCCCUCUCUGUACCUCGGAUUUGGGUGCAAAAUAGGAUUUAUGCCACCAGCCUCACCUGGGACUCUUGGAAAGGACGGGGCAGAUGGCUGUGAAAGUGCUGAGUGCUGGAAGGUGACAGACGGUUGAGCUGGUUGGCAUCAGGUCCUCGGACCUUUGAGGGAGGAUGGAAAAGCCAAGUGCUCUCUGGGCCAUGCCAAGGGAGGGAAUUGGCGAAGGCGCCAGGACAGCUGCGGGCAAGCUCUUCUCUCUCCCCUUCGCCUUGCUCUUCCCCAUUCGGGAAUGGAGCAAAAACGUGGAGCCAUUCGGCCCAGGCCUCCCCUCACCUGGGGGUGCCCUCCAGCUACACAACCAGAGCCUAGUCUAGACUUGCCAUGGACCUAGGACAUGCCCUCCCACAUUCUGAGCCUUGGCUCUGUAGACAUGUGCCCACAGUGCCCCCUGUGCGGAACCAUCGAGGGGCUCAGUGAGCAGAUGGGCACGAGCACACGAAGCGUGCACGCAGGCAGGAUGGUGAGGGACGCCGUUCCUUCCUCAACGCUCCUGCCGGUCUGUACCGUCAGCCCUCCGUCUGACCUUCCGUAACCCGGAGCUCCCCCAGCCACCCGUGAACCACUCCCAUACUGACUGGAAUCAGCCUGUAUUCUAGAAUCUUGUCCCCCUCCUAUGUCCUCGUGGUUCUAGCAUCCCACCACAAUUCCAGACCACGCACUCAGGACCCGGAAGGGUCAGCUGCUGCUCCCGAACGGGGCCGGCUUGCUCAGGUGCCGCUGUCGGGCUCGCGUCUAUGCGGCCGCCACGAUGCGGUGGGUGGACCGGCUAGCUGUGCUCUUCUUCCCACAAGGCAUGGUGCUCACCGCCGCUGCCCUGAUGAUCUUCUUUAUACACCUCGGCGUCCUUGCCAGCGACGUGCACAACUUCUACGUGACCCACCGCUACGACCGCAUGAGCUUUCAAUACACGGUGGUCCUGAUGUUCUCCCAGGUGAUCAGCAUCUGCUGGGCCGCCAUGGGAUCACUCUACGCUGAGAUGACAGAUGACAAGUUUCUUCGGUGCUUUGCCCUGACCAUCCUGAUCCUAAACGGAGUCAUGUUCUUCAACCGCCUGUCCCUUGAGUUUCUGGCCAUCCAGUACCGGCAGGAGAACCACUGAGGCCUGAGGACUGGCCUGAGAAGGGGGAAAGAAAAAGCGGCUUCGGUGUUUUAAUAAAGUCUGUCAUUUA
Molecule: messenger RNA, 1251 nt
Organism: Lutra lutra (Eurasian river otter)
Lineage: Eukaryota; Metazoa; Chordata; Mammalia; Carnivora; Mustelidae
Gene: CATSPERH
Product: transmembrane protein 262
Exons: 3
Coding region: 831-1181 (116 amino acids)
Source: RefSeq, a predicted model, not a curated record